AUGGCCAGCGUCGACGAGACUCCCCUCAGCGCCGCCCCUCACGAGCGCCGCAACUCGCUGGAGAAACACCUUCAGAUGCGCCCCGGCGUUCAGGACCUGAAGGACCGUCACAUUUUGCUUGACACAAACAUUUCUCCUUCCCUCCAAGCCGCCCGCCAGGAGCUCGACCGUCAGCGUACCCAAGAUAACCUAAAGAAGCACCUGGAGAAGCGACCGGAGCGCGAUGAGUUGAUCGAGCGUAUGCCUAUACCGUUUCAUUUCUCUCACCAAAACUAA
This is a messenger RNA of Penicillium manginii, 276 nucleotides long. Its product is annotated as RPEL repeat-containing protein. The record is from RefSeq and is a predicted model, not a curated record. Lineage: Eukaryota; Fungi; Ascomycota; Eurotiomycetes; Eurotiales; Aspergillaceae. The transcript has 2 exons. The coding region runs from base 1 to 276 and encodes 91 amino acids.